AUGCUUGAAAAUCAUGAUGAAAUUACUAUGGAAAAAAUUAAUGAACAAUAUGCUUUAUUGGAAGAAAGUAAAAAUGAUGAUUUAAAAAUGUAUAAUAUUAUCAGUCAGAUGUCUGGACAACAAAUAGAACAAUUUUUAAAAAAUUACAAAAAAACAAGUGAGGAUUUAAAAAAUACCGAUAAUUCAACAUUAAAUUUACAAAAACAAGCAGUUAUCAAAAUUGAAAAUUUUUAUUUACAAUAUAAAUUGAAGAAAAAUACACAGGAACGUUUAAAUAAAUGGGAGAAUAUUUCAAUUGCAAGGAAAAAUAUUUUAUUUGGUAAAUUAAUGGAAAAACUUGAAGAACAGUCCUGGGAUGACUCCAAGCACAAAGCUAUACGAACCCUUCAAAUGUUAAAAAGUCGUAAUGAAAAAAUUAAUAGAAAUAUAAAGUUAGGUGCAGAAACAAUUGAAAUUCUUAAUCAACGUGCUAAUAUUAUAAAUUAUAAGCUUUCUAAAUUGCAGCUAAAAAUUGAUAAAUAUGAUAUAAAAUAA
Strongyloides ratti is the source of this 534-nucleotide messenger RNA. RefSeq lists its product as hypothetical. Lineage: Eukaryota; Metazoa; Nematoda; Chromadorea; Rhabditida; Strongyloididae. The transcript has a single exon. Bases 1 to 534 code for a protein of 177 amino acids. The record is from RefSeq and is a predicted model, not a curated record.